Molecule: messenger RNA, 1995 nt
Organism: Orycteropus afer afer
Lineage: Eukaryota; Metazoa; Chordata; Mammalia; Tubulidentata; Orycteropodidae
Gene: F13B
Product: coagulation factor XIII B chain
Exons: 12
Coding region: 1-1995 (664 amino acids)
Source: RefSeq, a predicted model, not a curated record
AUGUCUGCCAACCAAAAGGGUGAAGUUCCAGUUCACCCAGAUGUGCCUGCUUUAUACUUACUUAUUUCAGAGAAACCCUGUGAUCUUCCUAGUGUGGAAAAUGGAAGAAUCGCCCAAUAUUACUAUCCUUUUAAAAGUUAUUACUUUCCAAUGGGCAUAGACAAAAAAUUGCAAUACUUCUGCUUGGCUGGUUAUACAACUGAAACUGGGAAACAAGAAGCACAAACUAGAUGUACAACAGAAGGCUGGUCUCCAGAACCAAGGUGCUUCAAAAAAUGCACCAGACCUGACCUGAGGAAUGGUUUUAUCUCUGAUAUAAAGUUAUUAUACAAAAUUCAAGAGAACAUGCAUUAUCGUUGUGCUUCAGGAUACAAAACCACUGGAGGGAAGGAUGAAGAAGUGGUUCAAUGUCUCUCCAGCGGAUGGUCUUCUCAACCAACCUGUAGAAAGGAACAUGAAACAUGUUUGGCCCCUGAAUUAUAUCAUGGAAAUUAUUCCACAGUACAGAAAACAUUCAAAGUGAGUGAAAAAGUUCAAUAUGAAUGUGCCCCUGGCUACUAUACAGCUGGGGGAAAGAAGAUGGAGGAGGCAGAAUGUCACACUUAUGGAUGGUCUCUCACACCAACAUGUACCAAAUUGAAGUGCUCUUCUUUAAGAUUAGUAGAAAAUGGUCACUUUCAUCCUGUAAAGCAAACCUAUGAAGAAGGAGAUGUAGUUCAGUUUUUUUGUCAUGAAAAUUAUUAUCUAAGUGGAUCUGAUUUAAUUCAGUGCUAUAAUUUUGGUUGGUACCCAGAAUCUCCUGUAUGUGAAGGAAGAAGAAAUAGAUGUCCUCCUCCACCUUUGCCUCUAAAUUCCAAAAUUCACACUUACCCAACAACAUAUCGUCAUGGAGAGGUUGUUCAUAUAGAAUGUAAACUUGAUUUUGAGAUUCAGGGUUCAGAAGAAAUACGUUGUGAGAAUGGAAAAUGGACAGAACCUCCAACAUGCAUUGAAGUGAAAGAGAAGGUCAUCUGUGAGGAACCACCCCUAAUUGAGAAUGGUGCAGCAAACUUACACUCUAAGAUUUAUUACAAUGGAGAUAAAGUGACGUAUAGAUGUGAAAAUGGCUACCAUAUCCGUGGAUCAAAUGAGAUAACGUGUAAACAUGGAAAGUGGACACUUCCCCCUGAGUGUGUUGAACACAAUGAAAACUGUAAGCCUCCACCUGAUCUAAUAAAUGGGGCUGUUGUUGAUGGAUUAUUGGAAAGCUACCCAACAGGAUCCUCAGUGGAAUACAGGUGCAACGAAUAUUAUUUACUGAGAGGAUCAAAGAUGUCUCAUUGUCAACAAGGAAAAUGGACAUCUCCACCUGUUUGCUUAGAGCCAUGUACUGUAAAUGUGGAUUACAUGAACAGAAAUAACAUAGAGAUGAAGUGGAAAUACGAAGGAAAGAGCUUACAUGGAGAUUUAAUAGAUUUUAUAUGUAAACAAGGAUAUGAUUUAUCUCCAUCCACCCCUCUAUCUGAGUUAUCUGUGCAGUGUAACAGAGGAGAAGUGAAAUAUCCCUUAUGCAUUAAAAAAGAAUCUAAAGGAAUGUGUGGAUCUCCUCCACUUAUUAAAAAUGGUGUCAUUAUUAGUUCAGCAGCUGGAACCUAUGAAAAUGGUUCCUCAGUAAUAUACAGAUGCUUUGAUCACCAUUUCCUACAAGGAUCUAGAGAUGCCUAUUGUUUAGAUGGAAUGUGGACCACACCACCAUUGUGUUUAGAGCCUUGCACUUUAUCUUUCAUUGCAAUGGAAAAGAAUAAUUUACUCCUGAAGUGGAAUUUUGACAACAGACCAUAUAUUCUCCAUGGAGAGUAUAUUGAGUUUCUUUGUAGAACAGACACUUAUCUAACUGUGUCACCAUCUAUUAUGGGAUCUGAACUUAGAGUGCAAUGUGACAGAGGACAGUUAAAAUAUCCAAGGUGUGUUCAGAGAGAAAGGAUUCUGUCCUUCCAAGGACACUUGAGGACGUAA